AUGGAAACUCCAAAGAUACCGGCUCCAAAGGACGAAGGUGAAAGGGAGGUACUCGAAAAGCUAAUUGCAAUUCGCGAUCAAUUGCAAUUACGCAAACUCGACCGCACGACCUACGUUCGAACCCAAGAUGUCAUGAUUUUAUAUGACCAGACCAUUGAGCAGGUCAGAAUCCUGAACGAGGUUAGACAUGGGAAGUCGGUUGAAGAGAAUAGAGGUAGCGGAAGCGUCUCGCUGUUGGUGGAUCGAUGUUUAGAGUAUACGAAAAUUGUCCUCGAAAAAAACGGCCAAUUUCCUGACAAGUGGAGGCCAAUUUACGAUGUACUCGUUGGCAUUAGGAAUGACCUUGAUAAGUUGUCGUUGACUCAAGCGUGGUCACUGCGAGAAACGGACUUGUACGACUACCAACGACAACUCGACAGGAUCGACGAAAGCAGAGUAAAUGGAAAUUGGGUAGACGAUCAGGGGCAACCAGCUGAACUUUAUGUUCAACGGACGCUUCUUUACUUAAUCCGAAGGAGCUACGGUUAUAUCUAUCAUCUUAUGAUAUCGUCAGAGCCGGUUUCUGAGGCUCUAUUGCCGAUUUACAAUCAACUGCAGACGUUAAAACGUUGCCUCGUCGAGGUAAAGAACAGCGGUGGGCGUAACAUCAGUGAGGGAGCUUUACCCUUAUAG
Daldinia childiae is the source of this 672-nucleotide messenger RNA. Its product is annotated as UPF0662 protein C30C2.08. The transcript has 4 exons. The record is from RefSeq and is a predicted model, not a curated record. NCBI's taxonomy places the organism in Eukaryota, Fungi, Ascomycota, Sordariomycetes, Xylariales, Hypoxylaceae. Gene Ontology annotation, cellular component: nucleus; cytoplasm. The coding region runs from base 1 to 672 and encodes 223 amino acids.